CAGACAGCAUGCAUUUUUCACCCUCUCGCAGCGAUAUUAGAAAUAUCUGUGUAACGACAUAACCAACAGGCACAAAAUAUCACAUACUUAAUGUGAAUUAAUGGGUUUUUUUAUGAACCACGUAUAUUGAAUAUACUUAUUUGAUUUUUUUAUAUGUGUAGUUGUCUUUAUCUACAUACAGGUUGUCUCCCUUCGAACAUCGGAGGUUCUUCAAGUUUUGGGUCUUGGUUACAUCGCCAGUGUCAGUCCAUAUUUUCUUAGGAUAUAUAUUUCGUAGAAGCUACCAUAUCAAAUAGCAACUAUCGCAUUUUAUCCUGUAAAAACACACUUUAAAAAUGUUUUUCAGUUGUUGUUUUUUUAAGUUUUGACGUACAAAUGUACUGUACACAAGUCUUAGAAGACACAAUUGGGCUUAUUCAAGCAUUUGCAUUUUUUCUUGUUACUGGAUAAAUACACAAUAGUCAUAUGCUGUCAUACCUAUAUUUACAUUUGCCUGUGUGUUCUGUUUUUAUGUCGAGACAUGGCAUGUCAUCGUAGAAAGAAAGAGGUGUAAAUUAAUAUUAACUAGAACUGUCGCCCAGAUGGCUGACUAAUACCCCCCGCAAUAUGCAGGGGUCAAUGGUGAAUUGGAACUGUUAAUUAGAGGCUAUCUAAGAUAACCCAGUAAUAUAGUGACCAGUUGCCAAAGUAACCAUAAUUUUGAGAAAAAGAAAGUGGCAUGUACAUCUACACAUGGUCAUCUAUAUUUGUGUGAAGUUUCAUUGAAAUCGGACUUUCGAUUUAGGAGGAGUUGUCCAGACAACCUUGAAGUUAUGGUUCUAAUCGGAAAACCUGUUUAUAGUUUAUUAAUCAUUUAAUGAAAUUAAUUACUAAUGAUUCAAUUCAUUUUGAUAUUAAUAAUAUAAUUAGCAAUAUUACCCCCUUUUUCCGACAAAAGCUUUCCAUUGAGACUCGGACUCAUGCAUGCAUGCUCUAUCAAGAGUAAAUUAAAAAAUAAAGGAAAUUCAAAAUUCAACAUAACAAUAGGAAAGUACUUUUUACAUGAAUUGACAACAUUUCCAGGAAUAAAAAAAAACUUGAACUUACAGCAUUUUAUGAAAGGCAAUCAGUCAGCUGUUUCCAGGAAUCGGCCAAUACCAAAUAAACCAUCAAAAAGACCAUCUCAUACCACUAAACAUGAAGAGAAAAAUGACCUGGACACAACUCCAGAGUUUAAGGCAUUUGUAGCAAAGAAAUUAUCACAGAUGCUGGAUCAAGAGGUGAAAGAAUAUGUAAUGGAAAAUAAAAGUUUGAAAACUGAUGGAUAUGAGGACACAGGUAUACGGUUGUGUGUUGGAUCGAGCCAUCACUUAAAAACUGAUUGUAAUCCAGAAGACAUACCAAUACAGAGGAUGCCAGUCCGUAGGAAAAGAGUCCAGGAUAGCAGCAGUGAUAGUUCAUCAGAAAACGAGAGAUUGGCUGCAGCUGCCGUGUCACAUGACUUUAUAAUUAAACAAAGCAAGGUUUCCAUUGGUUCUCAAGAUGACCAAUCAGCUGUUAUAAAAGCCACAGAAGCAAAGAGUCUACACAAUGGAAAUGAUUUUGUGUCAAGUUUAAAAGCUACAGACUGUAUGGAGGAGGACCCAUCAAAAAUUAUAAAACAAAAGAAAAAGAAGAAAAAGAAAAAACAAAAAAUUAAAGAAAACUGCUAAAGUAA
This is a messenger RNA of Pecten maximus, 1696 nucleotides long. RefSeq names its product protein CUSTOS-like. The coding region runs from base 960 to 1691 and encodes 243 amino acids. The record is from RefSeq and is a predicted model, not a curated record. Lineage: Eukaryota; Metazoa; Mollusca; Bivalvia; Pectinida; Pectinidae. The transcript is spliced from 6 exons. Gene Ontology annotation, biological process: Wnt signaling pathway.